CUUGAAGAGAAGAGAAUAAGCAAAGCCUGAAGAAUUCAUUUUUGUGCGACAAGUGACCUUCACCUCACCACUGGGCUUGUGGAAGGGCUGCUGGCUAUAUCCUGAAUUAUUGGACGGUCGUCAGUGCCCAGUUGAAACUGGUGGUCCUCCUGCGAGUGUUCAGUACAUCUCUGCGCAGGUGAUUGCAAAAGGCAUUGUAUUUCAUCGACGACGACAACAUGAGCACCGAUUUCUACGGCGAUAUCUUGGCGGCCUCUGGAUCCUACAAAUUCCUGUUGAAUGGUAAAUGGCUCGAGUCGAGUUCUGGGAAGACAGUGCCCAUUCUGAACCCCGCGACCAACCAGACUGCCUACACCGUCCAAGCUUGCACACGGGAGGAAGUCGAUGCCGUCUUCGAGGGCGCCAAGAAGGCUCAAAAGGCAUGGGCUCGCACGCCCCUUUGGAAGCGGGCAGAGUACCUGCACAAGGUUGAUGGCCUGAUGAAGGCCAAUGCACAGCCGAUGGCCGACGCACUUGUGAAGGAGGUUGCCAAGGGCGCGAAGGACAGCCUGACAGAGGUCAUCCGCAGCGGUGACCUCAUUUCUUACACUGCUGAGGAGGGCGUGCGCUGGCUGGGAGAGGGCCAGAUGCUCAUGAGCGACUCCUUCCCAGGCCAGGACCGCUCCAAGAUCUGCCUCGCCUCCAAGGUACCCCUCGGCGUCGUGCUUGCCGUGCCUCCCUUCAACUACCCGGUGAACCUGGCUGUGUCCAAGAUCGCGCCCGCGCUGAUGGCCGGCAACACUGUCGUCUUGAAGCCACCCACGCAGGGUGCCGUGGCAGCCACCCACAUGGUGCAGGCCUUCCAUAAGGCUGGCUUGCCUCCGGGUGUCCUCAACCUGGUCACUGGCAAGGGCAGUGAGAUUGGGGACUACCUGACCACUCACCCUCUGGUCAACUGCAUCAGCUUCACUGGAGGCGACACCGGCAUUGCCAUCUGCAAGAAGGCGGCUAUGGUGCCAAUCCAGAUGGAGCUGGGAGGCAAGGACGUGUGCAUUGUGUGCGAGGACGCUGACCUGGACCUGGCUGCCAAGAACAUCGUGAAGGGGGGCUUCAGCUACAGCGGCCAGCGCUGCACGGCCGUCAAGCUGGUCCUGGCGCUGGAGAGCAUCGCCGACGAAUUGGUGGCCAAGGUCAAGAAGGGCGUCGACGCCCUCUCUGUUGGCGCCCCCGAGGACAAUGCUGCGAUCACGCCGGUGAUCAGCAAGAGCAGCGCAGACUUCAUCGAGGGCCUGGUGAAGGACGCGGAGGCCAAGGGCGCCAAACUGCUGCAGCCCUACAAGCGCGAAGGCAACCUCAUCUGGCCCCUCCUCAUCGACCAUGUCACCCCUGACAUGCGGCUGGCGUGGGAGGAGCCCUUUGGGCCGGUGGUGCCCGUCGUGCGGGUGAAGUCUGUUGAGGAGGCGAUCGACCACUGCAAUGCCAACAAUUUGGCGCUGCAGGGCUGUGUAUUCACCCGAGAUGUGGAUGCAGCCAUCCGGAUUUCUGAUGCCAUGGAGACCGGGACUGUGCAGGUCAACAGCGCGCCGGCUCGCGGUCCCGAUCACUACCCAUUCCAGGGCUUCCGCGACAGCGGCAUCGGCAGUCAGGGCAUCAAGAACUCCCUGGCCAUGAUGGUCAAGAUCAAGAGCACCGUCCUCAACCUCCCGCAGCCUUCCUACACCAUGGGAUGAAGCGGACGUGUCCGCACCGCAAGCAGCGCAAGCGCGACUCAGGGUCUAGGGCCGACGCUGCAUGGGAUAUGUAUUAUUUCUGUGUGGAGUUCAUUCUAGCAUUAAAUGGCCACCUAUAUCUGGCUAUAUCUGGUGUGGGCAGGGCACAAACUUGCCCCUCCUCGGAUUCUUUGCAAUAUCACUCGUCGAUAUGUGUCUUGAAAGAGGGCCACACUUUGUGUGCGCCAGUCGGCUGUGUGUGUACCUCCAAUCCCUGUUUCGCGCACCCGAUGUAACGCGCACACAUGACAUUGUUGUGCAAUCUAUAAUUCAAGUGUGAUACGUCAUACAUGAUGCGAGGGUUGCUUAUACAUAUAUGGUGAUGGUACAAUUGAUGCAAGGCUCUCUGCUGAAGCGGUAUUGCCUCUCUCCAGACGCGGUGAUCGUAAUCAGAAUUAAGUCUACUGGCCUACUUGUGACCAACAAGAGCUGUAAAUUUCAAUUCGCCGAUU
Molecule: messenger RNA, 2200 nt
Organism: Coccomyxa subellipsoidea C-169
Lineage: Eukaryota; Viridiplantae; Chlorophyta; Trebouxiophyceae; Coccomyxaceae
Product: NADP-dependent glyceraldehyde-3-phosphate dehydrogenase
Exons: 15
Coding region: 219-1709 (496 amino acids)
Molecular function (GO): lactaldehyde dehydrogenase (NAD+) activity
Source: RefSeq, a predicted model, not a curated record